This is a messenger RNA of Trametes versicolor FP-101664 SS1, 634 nucleotides long. RefSeq lists its product as uncharacterized. The coding region runs from base 210 to 380 and encodes 56 amino acids. The transcript is spliced from 3 exons. The record is from RefSeq and is a predicted model, not a curated record. NCBI's taxonomy places the organism in Eukaryota, Fungi, Basidiomycota, Agaricomycetes, Polyporales, Polyporaceae.
CGUCUGGACCCCAAUGCCGCUUCACUAGACGGUGUUAUUGCGUGUGAGAGGCCGUCUUGCCGCCAUAGCCAUGCCCGAACACUAGCGCUACCUCAACCUUAUUCCGAGUACCAGUGAUUCGACGAAUUCAACAGAAUACGUCUGGAUCGCUAUCGCGCACGAAAGCUCAAGGCGAGCACCGGUGUUCAUCAGGUCCCCCGUAACUUCUCAUGAUGUCCGUAGCUGCGGCGUUGGCUGUAGCUGCAACAUCGUACGCUGCCCCUCAUCCGCUGGUUUUCACUCUCACCGGAAGAGUACAACACUAUCGAUGGACUCGAUCGCCCUAUCCAAGGCGUACACUGCGUAAAAUAACCAGAUAUCCCGGCCACUCACUCACCUGAUUCUCGCCCUUCACCCUAGUGGAACAAAGGCAGAAGAGCGGUGCUCCAGAUACGGCUGUUGCUUUCGAAUGUCCUCACAUCUGCCGGCCAACUGGCAUCAUUUGCCACCGUACGGAUUGAGGGCUCAGCCUAUAUCAGUCGUCCAAGUGUGAUUCCCCAAACCUCACAAGUUCCUCUGAACCACCACCACCCCACCGCUGUGGGGAUGGCGAACCAGCCCCCGCCGUCCUUCGACAACCAGCCUUACUUCAACC